AUGGCCUCGAAGAAGUGCACUGUUGGCACGGCCGUGGGCCUGGCCUCCGUCGUAGCAGGAAGCGCUUUCAUCGCCGGAACAAGCCAGCCCAAAGGGGCCCUCCGUGCGACCUCGCAGGCGCAGCAGCAGGCCCGGCCAGCGCCCUCCAGCGCGCCCAUCAGCGCAGCCUCCGCCGUGGCGAUCUCCGCCGGCGCCGUCUACGCUGCCAACAGCAGCCGAAAGGUGGCCGCAAAGGCCCAGGUCACAGCGCUUAGAGCCUUCGAGUCCGAGCUCGGAGUGCAGGCUCCAGUCGGCUUUUGGGACCCUCUAGGGCUCGCCAGGGAUGGCGACGUGGAGGCCUUCCAGCGGAGGCGCUCCGUAGAGCUGAAGCAUGGACGCAUCGCCAUGCUAGCAACCAUGGGUUACAUCACCCCAGAGAUUGCCGGCAAGUGGCCAGGCUACCUGGAUCCCUCUAGCGGCCUGAAGUUCACCGACGUCCCCAAUGGCUUGGCAGCCAUCUCCAAGGUUCCCGCAGGUGGCUGGACCCAGAUCCUUCUUUGGAUGGCCUGGUGCGAGGUCAGCCGUGGCGCAGGAUCGGACAUCGCCAGCGGUCGCCCCGGCGACUUCGGCUGGUACGUCCUCACCUCAGCAGACCCUGAGGAGAAGAAGAAGAAGCUCAACGCAGGUCACAUCCCAACUUUCUGCAGCAUAGGGCACAGCAUCCACUACAUUCCGGGGACUGGUUACAAUGGAGAGCUACAGGUCCGGAUUGAGAAGAACUGCUUUGAGAAUAGCAGCUCCACUUGCCCCCUGCUGCAGGAGCUCGCCAAUGGUCGCCUGGCCAUGAUGGCCAUCAUCGGUACCCUGCUCAGACCAUCAGUAUCCCUCGUACGGUGCAGUGCUACCUUGGCCGCUAGUCAAUGGACAAAAACUGACCACAAGUGUUGUCAUACUGCACCGGUGACAGAGGAAUGCGACCCGCAAGGAGCCAUCAGAGAGAGAGGGAUACACAGACAGCUGGCGUGGCUUCAAGAUGCAAUCCUAGUAGAUUGGUUACUUCAAGAGAACUUCCCGUGA
This is a messenger RNA of Symbiodinium sp. CCMP2456, 1056 nucleotides long. The record is from the annotation of a GenBank genome assembly. Lineage: Eukaryota; Dinophyceae; Suessiales; Symbiodiniaceae.